AUGGCACAGCAAAAUCAGGCAUUAGAUUAUUACGAGGAAUUUGUCCUCGCGAGCUUUCAACGGUUGGUUUCGAAAGCGCAAAAUUACGCUGUUGGAUUGGAUCAAGACGGCCAGCUCAGGAGAGCCUAUACGCACAUUUCCCAUGGACAGUUCAACCAAGUUCUAGUAUUAUUUCUGAUAUCCCUCAAAGGACGCAUCUACGAAACUGCAGACGUGUUCUGCCAUCCCUUUCUCCUAUCCAGAGACCCAAUAUACCAGCUCUGGUCCAUUUGUCAAACCCUGUUCCAAAUUGAUACUAUCCUUGAUCAAAUAAAUGCUUUGAUAACAGCCCCGAUAUGGACUCCGACGCAGCCGCUUCACAUUUCAAGCAAUAAAGAUUCUUCUACGAUGUCCGGUUUUUCAUCUUCAGUGAAAGAGAAGGUAUUGGCCGUUUUCAAACAACUGGCAAGGCACUUCUCCUUAUAUUACAUCAGGCUGCCACUAUCUGAAGAUUCGAAAAACCAGAUCGAAAUCAGAAAUUCAUUGAAGUCAAGCGUUCGGUAUGUGGGACAAUGCAUAGAAGUAGCUGUGGACCAGUUUUCUCGGACGGAGAUUCGGACGUUCCAAUCAAUGUGGCAAUCUUUGGUCAGCAAAAUGGACGAGACACUCAGCUACACGGCCGAGGCUCUCACUCAAGAAGCGAAUAGUCCCCAAGCAGUGCGAAUUCAACAACUAUAUCGCGAGGCAAUUUUAAUGAUCAAGCUGUCGCGGCUCCUUCUCAACAAAAUGUCCAAGCCAACGAACAGCGAAGCCCAUCCAAUCUCGCGAAUGUCAAGCAGAUAUCAUAUCGCUUUGAUGCAGUCUACCCACAUGCUAGCAUAUGACAUCAAUGAUUAUGUCCAGAGUAUCGGCAUAUUCGAUCCACACCCUGACACAUUCAAUCAAGAGCCAGCGGAAAAUAUUGAGGCAGCUGUGGCAGAGACAUUGAAGAUAAUCAAUAGCCUUCUUGAUGGUCAAGAUUCUGAAACAUCUAAUCAACAUUCCAACCAACGUUGGAAGGAUUGGUAUAAACGAUGGAGAGAAGCAUUUGAUAUGGCCGCUGAGCGUUUCCAGGCGACAUUGGAAGCUAUCCACAUGUAG
This is a messenger RNA of Puccinia triticina, 1119 nucleotides long. RefSeq lists its product as uncharacterized. The transcript has 2 exons. The coding region runs from base 1 to 1119 and encodes 372 amino acids. NCBI's taxonomy places the organism in Eukaryota, Fungi, Basidiomycota, Pucciniomycetes, Pucciniales, Pucciniaceae. The record is from RefSeq and is a predicted model, not a curated record.